Molecule: messenger RNA, 1149 nt
Organism: Symbiodinium necroappetens
Lineage: Eukaryota; Dinophyceae; Suessiales; Symbiodiniaceae
Source: the annotation of a GenBank genome assembly
AUGGGCCAGCAAGGGCACAAGAUGCGCAGUGACGCCAGGGAGUUUGUCCCUGGGUCAAUGUCCACGGCUGUCUGGACACAAGCACAGUUGGACUUGGCCCGGCAAGGGCUCCGCUAUGAAGCCGCUGAGUUUGUUCCCCCAUCCAUUCUCGACUUUGGGCUUUGCCCUGGCACGAUGUCGGCAGAGGACGGUGGUCAAGACCCUAUACUGUCGGUGCUGUGCAGCCGCAGGGAUCAGCCGGAAGGUGAAGAGGAGGACCUCCAAUUUGGGGUGCAGAGCUCUGAUGGAGGCCUGGAAUCCAAGAGGAAGGCGCAGCUUCAUCCAGCAGCAGUGGAUCUGGCGCCCGGGGAUUGGUCAUGUUGCCAAGCAAGCGAAGCCGUGGUGCUGGAACACAACACUUAUGGUUCUACUCAGCUCGAAACGUCGCACAUGCACAUGCGUGCUGAAGAGACUCAUGAUCCUGCCAUGGCACGAAGCAGCAGGAGCAGUGUUGAAGAGCCAGGAGCUCAUGUUGACAGCUGGGCUCCUCUAGCUUUGAUGGAUGUGGCGCACGAUGGUUCAGUGCAGCCAGGUCCGACGCAGUCUUGUCCUGCCGGGUCCCUGGCAGCAACUUUAGCUUUUUAUUCAAUGGGCUGCCCAGAAAAUGAAGCUGUUUUGGUGGAGCACAGCACUCAUGGCAUUGUUGAAUUCAAGAACUCCCCCAUGCACGAUGAGAAGAAUCAUGACGUUGUCAUCGCCCGAAACAGCGAGAGCAGCGUUGAAGAGCCCCAGGUGGCUGACAAUGACAGCUGGGCUCCUCCAGCCUUCACGGACGUGGAGCACGAUGGUUCAGAAGACUCGGCUCAGCUGCAGUCUGGCACGUCACAAUCUCUGGCAGCUGCCUCAACGCGGAGAGCACCAUCUCAGAAUGUGGUGCCAGAUGGCGCCCUCCCCUUUCAGAUUGAGUCGGGCAUCGAGUACGAGCGAGGCUGGGUCAAGUACAAGCAUCCAGUCAGCGCAGAGAUCUGGUUCCACAAUGAACGCACCGACGACUGCUUCUUUGCGCAGAACAGCGCUGAGUGGGGCUGGGUUCUGUUUGAAAGUCACGAGGGGCAGCUGUGGUGGUGGCACGAGCAGCGCAAAGUCUUCUUCUUCGAGGGCCUGAAGUAG